GCCGGGGCGAUUGUUGAUUAUCGGUUGCAGUGCCAGCGUCUGCUCUGCUCUCUUGUAUCCUCUGUGCAGCAGCAGCUAAUACUAUUACACACGUAUAUAGUAUAUAUCACGAGAAUAUUUAACGAGGUAGACAAUGCGAUGGCACUAAAGAAAAAAAAAAUAAGUUGGCCAGUUCGUCAAAUUGCACAGGACAUCUAGCAGUAUCUACGAGAGCCAUUCACCAUGCGACGCUAUGACGUCAAUCGGAUGCAACUGCGUAGGAAGACGACCAAGUACAUCAGCCCCAGCAGCCCAAAAAAUAAAACGGAAAAACGGGAAAAAAAAAAACAAAAUAAAAAGUGGGGCGUGAGUCGAUCGAUUCUCUCUCACUCCGUCGUCGUCUCUAUGGCACAUAGUGAUUUUCUCACCCAACAGGCGAAAAUCAAUAGGAAACUGGCCGACCAAACCAGCAAUGCAACAUCAACUUUAUUUUGUCUAUCGAGAUCAAAUUCAUUUAAUAUUAACUGCUCACGGCCAAUUUGUGUGUGGUGAGAACGACCUUCUACGUAAUAGUUAUUAAUAAUCGUGUGGCACACUUUCACUAUAAACAUACGUCAUCUUCCUGAGAGAUGGCUGUUAUUCAAUUAAUCAUUCAAGUCGAUAUAAUCGAGUUCAUUUGAUAAUCUAGGGGGAGUUUUAAUUCUAAAGAGAUCGACCAGGAAGAAGGAUAGGAGCUGCACGUUUAUCAUGGCGGCGUGCAGCUUUCUCGUGUAAUUUAUUGAUGUAUAGUUUGUGUGUGUAAUAUAACGGUGAGUCGAGAGCACGCCUCAUCCAAGUUUAAGCGUCCGUGUGUGUUAGCUCUGAAUACCUUCAUCCAUAAAUCAUGUGGCCCAGGACCUAGUCGCAUUUAUUUUUAUUUUACUGAUACUAGUCCAACGUUAAGUUGGUAAAUAUUCGGUUGGCACGAAAAAAUAAAAAAGGCGAAUCUUUUUUAUCGGCUGCACUUGCCAUAAACAUUGGCUGGUUGCAAUAUCGUCGAUGGUUGACCUUUGUUUUCUUCUCUGUCCCGGCAGCUGAUCGAGCCGCCAUUUAUCUUAUCAUUUGUCUUUUUUUUUUCUGUUACGAAAACCUCUUUUGUGUCACCGUCUACGGCAGAUAAAUUGGCGAGUGAUUGUAAUAUUUAAUAAAGUGAUAACAAAUUUUUCGGCCUUGACAAUCGAAAGAUUUUCGGCCAAUGUUUUGGGUCUAGCAGACGAAUGUCGAGAGAGGCGUACUUGAAUGCCCAGAGGGGGAAAUUGCCAAAAAAGAUUCGAAAAUACAAAAUAAAGGGCCAGACGGUUUUUGGGCGGUUUGGCAGCGGUUCGUAAUCCGCCAGUUAGAGGGCGGAGAAGCGCAGCGGGCCCAAAAGAAGACACACACACACACACACACACACACGGGGGGGUUUUUUCGUCGUCUACUACUUGGUCGAUGAAACGCCACAAGUGUUGCUCGUUCAGUUUUCGGUCGACGCCAACAUACACGUUUAGGAGAUCCGCUGCGUCUAAAAAACCAAACGUCUACCCGAAAAAAGUGUAUGUAACUUUGUGGCCACCAGAAACCCCCAGCCAUUGUGUGUCAGUGUCUUGUGCCAAGAACGUGUGUAACAUUCGGGUUUCUCUUCGUUCUAGUGAAUUGUUGAUUCUGUGGUGCGUCUUGUGACUUGUAAAAGUGUGUGACUUGAGCAGCCGACGUUCGCCAUUUCACUUCUCUUUGUACGACACACACGUAAACAUGGACAGGCCCAUUUUCCCCCUCAUGCAGUCGGGAACGUUGGAACUGAGUGGCACGGCCCUGAAACGUUUGGAAGAAUUGAAAAUCGGUGGCAUUGACGUGACAGCCAUGGCUACGAUGGACGCUCUCAAGAUGUUGCGACUCUCUGACGUGGUGAACGGCAACAACGGCAACAACAGCAACGAUCAGGUGGUUGACGAAUUGACGGAUCUCACUUCUGCCAAAUUGUCGUUGGCUGAAGCCGAGACGGAAGUGGAGUCUCUGUCGGAGCACAGCAGCAGCGGCGACAGCGACAGCGGCUACGACCUGGGCGGCGACGCUGAUCUCGAAGACGUCAGUUUGGUCUCUACGGCUUCCGUCUCUGGCGGAUCGCUCUCUAGCCGGAGUAGCGUCACUGGCGGCAGCACCGAGUCGCUACCGCUGGCCGUGGCCCAGCAGACGCAGCAACUCCAGCAGCAGCAGCAGCUCCAAUUGGCGCAGCAACAGCAACAGCAGCGGUUCGCCGUUUUGAGCUACGAGCAAGUGUCCAGGGUGCACGACGUGAUGAACGAAACGGUCAGCAUCCACGGCCGGGGUAAUUUCCCGACGUUGGAGCUGCGCCUGCGCGACCUGGUGACGCUGGUGCGGGCCAAACUGGAAGCGGACGGCGUGGCUGUCAAGGACAUGCGGAUCAAUGGCGGAGCGGCUUCUUACGUCCUGGCGCUGGAUCGCUGCCAGCCGCAAGCGUACAACGAUUUGGAUCUCAUAUUCGGCGUCGACUUGUCGUCGGCCCGCACCUACGACCGCAUCAAAACGGCGGUGCUGGACUCGCUGCUGGACUUUCUUCCGGCCGGAGUCUCUCGCACGCGCAUGCUCUCGUGCUCUCUGAAGGAGGCGUACGUCUCCAAGAUGGUGAAAGUGACUGAGGGCGAUCGCUGGUCGCUCAUUUCCCUGGGCACCAACCACCGCGGCAAGAACGUGGAACUCAAAUUCGUCCACAAUAUGCGGCGCCAAUUUGAAUUUUCCGUCGACUCGUUCCAGAUCAUUCUCGACUCGCUGGUGCUCUUCUACGACUGCGCCUCUACGAUGCCCAUCAGCGAGUCGUUUUACCCGACGGUGGUGGCCGAGUCUGUGUACGGCGACUUCCGCCAGGCCCACUACCACCUGCACCACAAGAUGAUCGCCACCCGCAAUCCGGAGGAGAUCCGCGGCGGCGGAUUGCUCAAGUAUUGCAACUUGCUGGUCAAGGACUACCGCCCGGCCGAUCCCGACCAGAUCAAGACGUUUGAGCGCUACAUGUGCUCCAGGUUCUUUAUCGACUUUCCAGACGUUGGCCAGCAGCGGCUCAAACUCGACAACUACCUAUGGAACCACUUUGUCGGAGCCGACGAAGCCCUCAAGUACGACUAUCUCAUGAUCCUUUACAGCGUUGUCGACGAGUCCACCGUCUGUCUGAUGGGCCACGAGCGGCGGCAGACCCUGUCGCUCAUCGAGGAGCUGGCCUAUCAGGCUUAUUACGCUGACCAGCACCACCAACAGCAGCAGCAGCAACAACAUCACCACCAGCAGCAGAUGCAGCAACAGCAGCAGCAGCAACAGCAAAGUCAUCCGCCCAGCUAUGGCCACGCUCCCGUCUACGAGGUGCGCAUUUCUGGUUGCCAACCGACAGUGGUCUAUUCCAGCAACGGUGGAUACUUUUACGCUCCUGCGGCUCCUCCGCCGACGUCGCUGCCUCCUCCUUCGACGACGAGUACUCCUCCUCCUUCAUCUCCUGCCAGCAGCAACAGCAGCAGCAGCAGCAACAACACUUCAGCAGUGGUGACGACGACAGGAGCCAGCGUUCCAGCUCUUUCUCCCUCGGCCACUCCCUGCUAUCCGUGCUCACCUCCUUGCGCUUGCCCCUGCGCGUGGAUGACUUGCUCCUAAAUGGCGGAGAAUAGAGAGAGAGGGAGAAAGGACAUCCAACACCACCACCACAUCAUCUGUGUUGUUGCCCCUCGGAGGUUUAUUUCUUCCUUUUUUCCCCCUUUUUUCUUCAUUCCGUCUCGAAGACGAGCAGAGGAGGUUGUUUGGCUUUUUCACUCUCUCCUCAUCCUUGUUUUUUGGCCUCUACAUGUCUGGAAAUUCAACACUUCACACGUCGUGACGCCUGGUGUGUGUUUACACGCAAGUGGAUUUAUGUUCCUCCUUUUUUUUCGUCCCUACGCCGACAAACUAUCGUGUCGUGUCGUUUUUCUCCUUUUUCCUUUCAAAAAUGAACCAACAAAAAACUUGUAUUAAAAACAAAACUCAUACAAAAAAAAGAUGAAAAGAAAUAUCGACCUUUCCAACCCCCCCAAACUUUAUUUUCAACCCCACCACCAUAUAAUAGAUUAUAGGAAAAAUAUUUUUUUCUCUAUCUCUCUCCAGUGUAGAUAUAAUCCAGCCCGUAGGCAACCGACAUCACACAUUUAAUCACCCUAAAAAAAAAAAUUACAAAAAAUAUUACAAAAAAAAAAAAACUUGGAAAAAAUCUAAAAAUUUACAAAAAACACCCCCGCUGUUGCUGUGUGUGAGUGAGUGUGUGUGUCUACGUUUAACUGUGUGUAUGUGUGUGUGUGCCAAGGCUUUCCCCCCCUCUCUCUCUAUUUCUAUUACAGUCCUUCUCUACAUGUCUGGCUCACUUUAAAAUUAGUUCUGUUCCAACUCAUAUUAUUUUUUUCUGUUGGUUGUUUACCAUUUACGACGAGGUCGUCUAGGUAGCAUCUCUUUUGUGUUAUUCUUUUUUGGUCGAGUCCGAGACACACACAACUUUCCCUUUUUGUUUUCUUGACAGCAUCCUCUCCUUUGUGUGUCUUGUGUCUGUCCCAAGGUGACCCACUUUGUAGGAACACUCUCCCCUUCACCUGUGUAGGAUCCCCAACUGACCUUUCCCUUUUUCUUUAUGAGCGGAAAAUCCUCCUGUCCACAAAUUGAAAAGAAAGAAAAAAUUAUUCCGUCGAAUUUUGUUUUUUUUUGUUGGAAUUGGAGGGGUUUUCCCAACUGGUUUUUUCCUCCCCCUCUCUACAAAAAAAAGAGCUGCUAUAUAUUUGGGGUCGUUUGAAUGUCAGGAUGUGUUUCCCAAUGUUUACGUAUUCUCUUUUCUUUGGUAGCACCACCACAUUCUCUUUUUUCUUCUUCCUCCAUUCUAUAUUCGUCCUUCGUUUCUUUCUCUUUUUUUGUUUUAAAAUGUGUUUUUCAAGGUUUUCUACUUGAUUGCCAUCAAGUUGAAGACCCAGUACUGUGCAAGAAGACCUCCAAUUCACGCUGAUCUUACCUCCUUCCCGCUCGUGCAGCGGCAUCAGCUGGACAUUGACAAACGAAAAGAAAAAAUUCACAAAAAAUUCCGGAAAAAAAAUUAAGAAAAAAUUGUUACAAAAUGCACACGAAAAAUGCCGCACGCACACACACACACACUUUGAAUAGUGUUAUUUUUUUCCCCCCAUCUCCGUCUAUCAGAAAAUAGUUGCCGUUUUUGUGUUGUCCGUUUCUCCCGCUCUUCUUUCACUCUCUCUUCCCCCCCUCAGUAUACAAUUUGCUAUGUGAUUUAUUAUUAAUCUAUUUUUUUAUUAUUAUUUCUCGGAUAACAAUCAAAUAUGGCCGACGUGAUAUAUAUCAGAUCCGAAUCGAUAGCAACAAAAACAAAUGUAAACCCGUUUUUAAAUGGAAAAAUCUAGUUUUUUUCUUUA
Molecule: messenger RNA, 5438 nt
Organism: Daphnia pulex (common water flea)
Lineage: Eukaryota; Metazoa; Arthropoda; Branchiopoda; Diplostraca; Daphniidae
Product: terminal nucleotidyltransferase 5C-like
Exons: 3
Coding region: 1753-3657 (634 amino acids)
Biological process (GO): mRNA stabilization
Molecular function (GO): poly(A) RNA polymerase activity; RNA binding
Source: RefSeq, a predicted model, not a curated record